This is a messenger RNA of Corticium candelabrum, 1056 nucleotides long. RefSeq names its product ras-related protein Rab-7L1-like. The record is from RefSeq and is a predicted model, not a curated record. Gene Ontology annotation, molecular function: GTPase activity; GTP binding. The transcript has 6 exons. NCBI's taxonomy places the organism in Eukaryota, Metazoa, Porifera, Homoscleromorpha, Homosclerophorida, Plakinidae. Gene Ontology annotation, biological process: phagosome-lysosome fusion; endosome to lysosome transport. Gene Ontology annotation, cellular component: lysosome; late endosome; phagocytic vesicle. Bases 165 to 878 code for a protein of 237 amino acids.
AUCCGGGACCUAAACAUUCUGGAAUCCAAAGUCGACUGAGUUUGCUGGUAAAACGUAGAAAUUUGUUCAAACUUUGUAUAUAAAAGUAAAAACAUUGAAAGAAAGACUCUGAUUUAAUUAAACAAAGAACGGUGGUCUAUUUCAAAAAAGACUGUAGAAAUACAAUGGCUGUUCCAGAAGACGAGGAGAGGGAGCGCGUGUACAAGGUAUUACUGGUGGGCAACGGACAGGUUGGAAAGACGUCAUUCGUAGAGCGCUACGUGAACAACCGAUUUAGUACUGCGUACAAGCAAACCGUCGGAGUUGAUUUUGCUGUGAAAGUUUUACACAGAAACGGAGACACAAUCAAACUACAGCUGUGGGAUAUUGCAGGUAUUAGUUUAUCAUGCAUCUUGUUAUAUUGGCCGAUAGUGUACAUUAUAGGGCAAGAAAGAGCUGCACAGUUUACUAGAGUCUACUAUAAAGGAGCUGCUGGAUGUAUCAUUAUGUUUGACUUGACCAAUCGAAAGUCGUUUAAAGAUGUACAAAAAUGGAAGGUAGAUCUCGACAGUAAAGUUAGAAAUCGAGGCAAGAAACUACCAUGUUUGCUACUAGCAAACAAGUCUGAUCUAGGGGACAGAUGUGUUAACAUAGAUGAGAUAAAUGCAAUGAGCAAGGACAAUGGUUUUAGCAAUUGGAUAGCUAUUUCUGUAAAAGAGAACAAGCUUGUCUCUCAAUCUAUGAACCGUUUGGUUGAUAUUCUUAUUGCUGAAGAUGUGGGUAAUGAUGUGGAAGAGAGAAGUGAUAACGAAUGUGAUGGGUCGUUGCUUGAAUUGAAACAAGAGAAAAAAAAGACAAAGUCAAACGGUCAAACUUCAUUGCAAGGAUGCUGUGUGUAGGCUAACAUUGAAGGCUUAAGCUUGUUGAUAUGAAAUGGCAUUAUUAAGUUGCACAGGUUCUUCAGAUUUCUAGUCUUCUUUGUUCUACUUUUGAUGCAAUUGUUGUUGUCGAUUUGGUUUGUUUUUAACAAUAACUUAAUUUGCAACAUGUGGUAAUAUUAUAUUACAUGACUCUGGA